This is a messenger RNA of Schistocerca serialis cubense, 5496 nucleotides long. RefSeq names its product ubiquitin-conjugating enzyme E2Q-like protein CG4502. The transcript is spliced from 8 exons. The record is from RefSeq and is a predicted model, not a curated record. Bases 228 to 1223 code for a protein of 331 amino acids. NCBI's taxonomy places the organism in Eukaryota, Metazoa, Arthropoda, Insecta, Orthoptera, Acrididae.
GACCGCGCCGCCUCGAUCUGCCAGCCGACCGCCGCAGCCGCCGCCGGCAACUCGGAGUGCUUCGCAGGGACUGCUCAUCCCUGUACAAGAGACUCCGCGCUAAAGCAGCUGCCGACCGCUCAUUACAAGAACGACGACGCUCUGGGUGUCAUGAGGUCGAGCUGAGCCGCUGGCAGGUGGACGGGUUCCGCUACACUGCUACUGUGCUGACAGAUCGGCUGACAACCAUGUCGUCGCGCUCUAAGGAAAAGAUGGCGGCCGCGUUCCGGCGGCUGUUCCGGCCCAAGCUGGCGUCGUCAGGAGCGGGCGAGGCGGCCGGAGACGCUGCGUCCGGAAGCGGAUCCCCGGCCGUGGCGGGUGCCGCCGCCUCCAGCUCCUCCUCCGCAGCGGGGGCGGCCGCUGCUGGCGCCAGCGGCGGCGGCGGCAGCAACUCCAACUCUCCCGUGGCAGCCGCGAGGCGGCUCCUCAGCAGGCACGGCUACCACCACAGGGACGCGGUGACGCCAGCGGAAAGCGCCGAGGCCAGAGGCGGGGGCGGAGUGGCGGGGGCGGCGGCGCCGGUGCGGAAGUCGGCGCUGAGCCUGCUGCGGCCCAAGAAGAGCUCCGCCGCGGCUGCGGGGGCGGGCGCCGGAGCCGCCGCCGCGGGGCACUCGGCCGACAAGGGCGCCUGCGGCUCCCAGGCCGGCGCCAUCGCAGCCCACAAGACGGUGCGCGCGCGGCGGCUGAUGAAGGAGCUACGAGAGAUCCAGCGGCUGCAGGCGCAGCAGCGGCACGACCCGGUGUUCACGGUGGAGCUGGUCAACGACAACCUGUUCGAGUGGCACGUGCGGCUGUUCCGCGUGGACGCGGAGAGCGAGCUGGCGGGCGACAUGCGCGAGCUGGGCGUGCCCUGCAUCCUGCUGCACCUCGCCUUCCCCGACAACUUCCCGUUCGCGCCGCCCUUCAUGCGCGUCAUCUCGCCGCGCAUCGAGAAGGGCUUCGUCAUGGAGGGCGGCGCCAUCUGCAUGGAGCUGCUCACGCCGCGCGGCUGGGCGUCCGCCUACACCGUCGAAGCCGUCGUCAUGCAGUUCGCCGCCAGCAUAGUGAAGGGACAGGGGCGCAUCGCCAGGAAGCACAAGGGCAGCAAGGACUUCAGCCGGCGCUCGGCCGAGGAGUCGUUCCGCAGCCUGGUGAAGACGCACGACAAGUACGGCUGGGUGACGCCGCCGCUCGCCGACGGCUAGCUGCCAGCACGUGACAGGUGGUGCUGCCGCCGCUGCUACCGCCCUCGCCGCCGCCGCCACCGCCUCCGCCGCCUCCGCCGCCCCCGCAGUGUUGAGCUGCGCCUCCCGCCACUGCGGAGUGGACAGCCGGCGCUCUCCUCCACGCAGCCCCCUUCUCGACGAGCCUCUAUCCUCAAAACAUCUCAUCGUCACUCUAACUUUCCACUUUCUAGACUCUAGAUCAAGCUGUUAGUUCAUAGCUACCUGUAGCUUUAUUAAGAGACAUUUUCUCCUGCUCUAGGACUAGUGUUUAUAGUUCACCCAACCCAAAAGAAAUAGAACGUCAGCAUAUUCAAACCCGAGUACGUGACCGCCCUCUACAAGUGGCUAGCUACAAGUAAACUUUACACGUAUAGUGUACCUCGAAAGACUCCACCCCCGAGAUAACCUCGUCGUGUUUGAUCCCAGUGCUUUGAUGUCCGCUUUAAUCGUUUGGAAGCUGUAACAGCUUCUCUCUUUGCAGUCUGGACUGGCUGUGUACUAAAAGUGUCUACGAAGAUACCAAGGAAAAACUUAAAUCCGAAGGUGCCGACAUACUACUAAAUUUAAUAACCUAUGUUUAUCAGACAUAAAUUACCUGUGAUGCUUCGUAUGACAUGUGGAUAAUUGUGCUUCUGACGAAUGCUUGUUAUAGUGUGACGUUUACUCUUAUUGAAAUGACAUGUCUACUUGUACCUCAUAACAAAGAUUAACAUUUUACCAUCCAGAUAAGUUACGGUGGACUUUACGGUCAAUUACACGAGAUCUUCCUAAACUAUACUGCCGCAAAUGACAAUAGAAAAACAUUGCGGUAAAUCUCUAAACACAUAAUGCACAGCAAAAAAUGUCAUUUUAAUGACUCCAAGUUUCUCUUACGAACACCACUGCUGCCGUUUCAAUCUAUCUAAUUGGUUCUGCAAACAUUAUCAAGAUUUACAUUCAUACCGUAUAUAUAUUACUGACACAUAAACUACAAACUGUUAUUUAAAAAAAUGACAUGGAAUAGAAUUUAUUAGUAUUACAAACCGAGAGAUAUGCGGAAAUUAAUGUUUAUUAAUAUUUGCUCGAAAACUUACUGACGUAAGACUAAAAAUACACUUUCGGGAUGUCUCUACACGUAGAAAUAGUAACAUUCUUCGGUCUAAAGCUUGGUCAGUUCUUUUUUUUUAUGUUCGUGUGUUUCGGUUCUCAUACGUUGCCACGCCUCUAGUACCAAACCAAAAUAAAAACUGACUAUAAAGAGAUCAGUUAAGUCCAGAUACAAAACUACAAGGGCGAGAGUUCAGAAUGAAGAAAAAUAGUAGCAGCUAAAUAUCAUUCCAUCCCCUUGAAAUGUGUGACGUACAAUUAAGCCCGUGCAAUAGUAUUGUGGUAGUAAUCCAUUCCCAAUAAUCAUCCUAUAAAUCAUUUUCACUAGUAAUGUAAUUAAGAACGAACUGACGUGCAAUGUGAAACCAGAAAUUUCAAGCAUCUCGACAUACGGUAAAUUCGGUUGAGAAUUUGCGAGUCCCAUUAGGCUUCCUCCCUUAGAUCCGUCCCGUAUCCGUCAAAGAAAAUAAAUUUGCGAAGGCCGUCCACUCGUAAGUUAUACUGAAACCGUGGAGGUCUCAAGCUGCGGUUCACCAUUCUCCCUGCCUUCCACCGAGAUAAACUAAACCUCCGUCGAUAAUGUCCCACGCCGAAUUUCCAUGAACACCAAAACGGCCAUUGGAUACUGUACUUUCCCCAAAGAGAACUUUACAUUUCUGAUUGAAUCUUACACAGCAUAAUUUCUAUACGGGUUCACUUCCUCAGUAUUAAUGUAGCAAGGAUAGUAAGUGUCGUAAUUGUAAAGUAUUUGCUAAGAGAUUGGAUAUGAUGCUUUGUAGUAAUAAAGUUUAAAUAUUACACACAAAAACAUAUACCAUAUGCGCAUUGUAUUACUUUUGAGCAUAAAAUGUGAAAGACUUUGUAAUUUUUCACUAUUCUACAUUUGGGAAAUGUUUUUGAUAUGCAUCUGUAGCACAGAUAGCUGCUGGAGCUAAUUGAUAUGUUAGUACAUGACCUGUUUGGUCUCAUGCCAUCCAGUCCAUAAAUAUUUUUACUGGUGUCAUUGUCACAGAAAUGACGUCUCCAACUGCCUUCAACAUUUUAUUUAAAAAAAGAACGCCCAUCAACAGAAGGAAACAUUCAUCAUUAAUUAGCUUUUAAAAUGAUAGGACAUUCUGCGAUAUUUUUUACCUGAAGUUGGAAACAUUAUUUCCCUACACAACUAUUGAAACGUAUCUUUGUCUAUUCUUUAUUUAUAAUAAUUAUUUUCUUAUUUCACUUGCGAAUUUCAGCAUAUCAUAAUAUAAAAUAGAAAUCAAACGCUAAAAUAUAGUUAUUUCUCUCUCUCUCUCUCUCUCUCUCUCUCUCUCUCUCUCUCUCUCUCUCUCUCUCUCGCUUGCUUUACUUCGUCGUAACACGUUCCAUAUGAGUAUCCUGUCAUCCUAUCAAUUUUUCUCUAUUUAAUCCGUAUGCCUGUUGGUACAUCUAUGCUCCUCAAUAUCCACAUCACUAAAAUACUGUUCUCUAUGAGAGACCACAUUUAUUUAUAACAGAACCAUUAGAUCACACGUGAUUAAGACUUAACGAAAUUAACGUAUCAAGAGCAAAUUGUGCUCGUUGUAGGGCGAGAAUCGUAUCAGUUAUGUUUCUGACAAUCGAUAUGCUCAACUGCAAAGUCUACAGCAAAUAGUAAAAAACUUAAUAGGCGCCGCAUUAGAUUCAGAAAAAUGUUUUCUUUUUUUUCUCCUCGUUUUGAAUACCGAUCACUUAUGUUCCUACUGUUCCGGGCCUACUAUCAGAUUAGCCACUUCUCAAUAUAGAAGUAAUCUAAAAAACAGCUGCUAUUUUUUCUUAUAACCUAGGAUGUGUGAUUACUUUUAAAUUAACUUAAACCCCGUGCCACGACUCUCAGCCUUUAUUGGUAGUCGCAUUCGUUUCUCCGAUGCUGGUGUCUUCUUUACUUCCAACUCUAUAGCCAUAAAUUCAUCACCUGUAAAGGUUUCAGGUUGAUUUUCAGUAUAGCACUACAAAAUUUAAUGCAAGCUGUGAAACUGUAGCUUGUAUCUAUAGCAUCAUCUUCAUCUUAAAAACAAAACUUUUUUGAUUGGUAACGCUACAAUAUCCAAUUUCUGGAUUUCUAUGCUACUGUUUUUCAAUCCUCUACAUUGAGAACUUUCGUAACAUUGUGGUCUUAUUUCCAGUCUACAGGUGUGAAGACGAAAUUGGCUAAUAAAGCAAGGUCGUAUGGUGACAGUACGAUCUACCGAUUUAAGAAAAUUUUAGUUGGAUUGCUAUGGAACAUGAAAAUUAAUCAUUACUCCUAAUAACAGUAAAUAAUUUUUAAUGUUUGAACGUCCCAACGACUAUUGUCUUGUGGUACUGACAGUGCUCACUAUAAUUCAAUUGAAACAACCGUUAUGUAAUUUACAGAAAAAUUGUGUAUAAUGUAUAUUAGUUUAGCAGCUGCCAAAAAAGAUAAAAAACGAACACACAAACAAAAUAAUAAUGUAGGCCAACGUGACAAAAAAGAAAAAAAUAUUACUUUAGCUCAUCUGCUUUUAUUAAGAAGCUGAGGUGGUGUAUCACAGGCUCUUAGAUUCUUCGUGUGUUCCGUUAAUUCAGAUAUCCCAAUGGACAAUCUACAGUCAUCUGUAGAAUUUUGUGCUGUUUAGUAAGUCGUUUAUUGUUGAAUAAAGCACCUCUCCUUUGCACGACGUAGAAAUUACCAACUUUGAGGGCCCUACAGGACACGCAACCACUAAAUAGUACUUCCCAGAUCUCAUUACCCACCUGUCAAACAUAGACUACAUUGCUCAACAUUAGCACCGAUAAUUGUGUCUGCUUCAUUGUACGAUGUGAAUAUAUUCGAUGUCUAGUGCAUUGUGUCGUUAAGCUUAUUUCUGUCGACUCAUGAAACCAUGGGAAUGCAAUGUUCCACUUUUAGAAUGUACAUUUUAAUUGUUAAAUGAUUACUUGUUCAUUUAAUACACUGCUGCAUUACGUGGAAGGGAGCGACUGAGAAAAUAGUUCAAAUUAGAUAUGCUCGUUGACUGGUGUGAUGAUACUUAUUGUGAUGUAAUGUUGUGUUUUAGAUAACAUAUUAUCUUGUCAUUGAUGGUACAGUGAAAAAUAUGUGAUUUGCUAAAGAUAAGUAUUAAAUAAAUCCUACAUUUUAUUUUAAUGAAUACGAAUUGUUAUAAGACUGUUGGUAGACUUAAUUCUAAUA